AUGGAUACGAGGAUAUACUGGUUCACCGCUGUGGCAGGCUAUAUUAUACAAACGAAAUGUUUCUCAUAUUUGCAAACUAGAGACAAACACGACAAUAUCAGUGAUGACAAUGUUCAUAGGGGACUAAUGGUUGUUCUGGCAUUUAUGUAUUUUGCGUCAUUGUUGUUACUAUCUCCUGUGGCUCGUUUCUUCGAUAAGGCUAAAGAGACUAAGAGAAAGAGGAAUUCUACUGCACCUUUGACCCUAUCAUCUUCUUCUUCGGACUUGGAAUUACAAACUCUGACUGAAGAAGAGCCAGUUGCGCCAGUUGCGCCAGUAGCUGUGAUUCGCGAUAAUAAGAUUGAUAGUUCUCAGGGGAUCUCGCUGACAUACUGUGCUAAAUUACUGACGCUUUCCAUUUUGUUGUUGAUCCCAAUCAUGAGUUACAUUAUGGCAUUGUCGAUGUCGCCAGGGUUUGAUGUCGCUUUGAUUCAAAAUACUUCUGUUUUCGAAAUCACCUCGUUGUUGUAUGGAGUCUGUGGCUUCACCAAGAGGAAGAAAGUGGUCAGUAAAUUCAUGGUGAUGAUGAUUGCACUUCUCGGCAUCCUCAUCGUCUCCUACACGAAAGCUACAUGCGAUUUGCUUGCGGGGAAACUAUCCAUUAAUGAAAAAACCGGCGAGUUGAAUGACCCUUAUCUCUUUGACAGAUUGAAGAGUUCUUUGCUUUGCGGACUGGGCGCAUUGACUAUGGGGCCCUUUGCAGUGUUUUGGAACCGGUGGUUUAACAAGAGAUCUCAAAACGUAUCUCUGAGUCAGCAGUGCUCGCACCUUUCGAUGAUCGGUAUAAUCUGUAUGGUCAUGCUCUUGCCCUUUUUCCCCUCGAUGAUGAACACCAUUUCGGCAAUUUACAAGGACCAGCAGUUUUGGUUCUUCUCCUUGGUAUCAGUGUUUUUGGGUACAUGGCUUCAUGCCGUGUCCCUCUUACAGGUCAACCGUAAGACCUCACCGGAGUACUCUACCACGAUUAACCUGGGUACUAUCAUCUUCAUGGGAAUUUCGGAUUGGAUCUGCGAGCCUGGUCAAACCACCAUCGUCAGAUGGGAAGUCAUAGGAUACAUCAUGCUCAGUGUUUGCUGCAUAAUGCUUUCAGUUUCCUACUAUGAUAAGAAAAGAAUAACUAUACAUCCAUGA
This is a messenger RNA of Torulaspora delbrueckii, 1170 nucleotides long. It is a transcript of the gene CSG2, whose product is annotated as mannosylinositol phosphorylceramide synthase regulatory subunit. Gene Ontology annotation, biological process: intracellular calcium ion homeostasis. Gene Ontology annotation, molecular function: enzyme regulator activity. Bases 1 to 1170 code for a protein of 389 amino acids. NCBI's taxonomy places the organism in Eukaryota, Fungi, Ascomycota, Saccharomycetes, Saccharomycetales, Saccharomycetaceae. Gene Ontology annotation, cellular component: endoplasmic reticulum membrane. The record is from RefSeq and is a predicted model, not a curated record. The transcript has a single exon.